GUGUGUGCGUCUCUGCUCAGAGGGUCUCUGAAACAUCUGUCCGUCCUCAACAUGUCAAAGUCCGUCUUCUCUCACAGGAAGUGUAAAGAAAUCCCUCCGUCCUUUAAGCAGUUCUUCAGCAGCGUUCAGGCUCUGAGCUGCGUCAGUCUGUCGGGGACGCGACUUCCUCUGGAGGCGCUCAAAGCGCUGCUGUUGGGACUCGGCUGUAACCCGAACCUCAGUGACGUGUCUCUGGAUCUCAGCUGCUGUGAGCUGCGUUCAGGAGGCUCUCAGAUUUUGGAGGGUUGUGUGGCGGAGAUUCCCAACAUCACCAGUCUGGACAUUUCUGACAACGGGCUGGACAUGGACCUGACCACGCUGCUGGUCUGGCUGGCCAAGAACCGCUCCAUCCGACACCUCUCUCUGGGCAAGAACUUCAACAACAUCAAGUCCAAAAAUGUGUCUCAGGUCCUGGACAACCUGGUUCACAUGAUUCAAGAGGAGGAGUCACCGCUGACCUCGCUGUCGCUGGCCGACUCCAAGCUGAAGGCCGACCUCUCCAUCGUCCUCAACGCUCUGGGCAGCAACACGUCUCUCACCAAACUGGACAUCAGUGGGAACGCCAUGGGGGACAUGGGGGCCAAGAUGCUGGCCAAAGCCCUGCAGAUCAACACCAAACUCAG
Messenger RNA from Plectropomus leopardus (leopard coralgrouper), 662 nucleotides. NCBI's taxonomy places the organism in Eukaryota, Metazoa, Chordata, Actinopteri, Perciformes, Serranidae. The record is from RefSeq and is a predicted model, not a curated record.